AUGGUAAAACUUGAUCGUGCAUCAGGUAUUCUUCUUCAUAUUAUUAGUCUUCCUGGACCAAAUGGUAUCGGUGAUAUUGGUCAAGAAGCAUAUAAAUUUGUUGAUUUCUUAUGUGAAUGUAAUCAAAAAAUUUGGCAGAUUCUACCUUUAACUGCCAGCGAAAAACCUUCACCAUAUUCUGGUACAUCAGCUUUUGCUGGUAAUCCAAUAUUGAUUAGUUUAGAAAAAUUAGUUGAUGCUGGUCUACUUGUUCAAUCAGAUAUUGAAUCUAGUCGACCAAAAUUUGGUCAUCAAAUUGAAAUUCGUAAAGUAUUGAAAUGGAAAUAUGAUAUAUUAAAUCGUGCAUAUAAAAAUUAUAAAAAUAAUCCAAAAAAAUUAAAAAAUGAAAUUGAUGCAUUUAUUAAAAAAGAACAAUAUUGGCUUGAUGAUUAUACACUUUAUAUGGCAAUUAAAUCUGAACAAAAUAAUCAAUCAUGGUCAAAAUGGCCAAAAGAAUUAAAACAACGUGAUAAAGAAGCUUUAGAACAAAAACGACAAGAACAUGCGAGUAUUAUUGAUGAACAUAUAUUUCUUCAAUAUAUUUUUUUUCAUCAAUGGAAUCAAUUAAAACAAUAUGCUAAUGAACAUGAAAUUAUCAUUCUUGGUGAUAUGCCUGUUUAUGUUGAUUAUGAUAGCGCUCCACCUGAUUCAUUUAGUGUAAACGGACAACUAUGGAAUAAUCCAAUUUAUGAUUGGACUGGUACUCUACGUAAAACAAAUUUCGAUUGGUGGAUAAAACGUUUGAAAAAAUCUUUGGAAACAGUUGAUGUUCUUCGUAUUGAUCAUUUUCGUGGUUUAGAAGCUUAUUGGGCUAUUCCAAUGGGAUCAGAUGGAAAACCUGUACCACCAAAGAAAGGUUCAUGGGUUAUAGCUUGUGGUGAUGAAUUUCUUACAGCAGUGACCAAAGCACUUGGUGAUGAUUUACCAUUAAUUGUUGAAGAUUUAGGUUUUAUAACACAAGAAGUAUUUGAUCUUCGUGAGAAAUAUGGUCUUAUUGGUAUGCGUGUUCUUCAAUUUGGAUUUGGAACUAAUGGAGGUAAUAUAUAUUUACCACAUAAUUAUACUCCAAAUAGUGUUGUUUAUACUGGUACUCAUGAUAAUAAUACAACAAUUGCAUGGUUUCGUCAUAAUGCAAAGAAAAAAGAAAAAGCAAAUGUAAUUAAAUAUUUACAAAAAGAUGAAGAUGAACUAAAACGCAAUAUUAAUUGGGAUUUUAUUCGAGCAGUACAUGCUAGUGUAGCUAAUACAUCGAUUAUUCUAUUUCAAGAUGUACUUAAUCUUGAAGAAGGUUGUCAAAUGAAUGAUCCAGCAUUUACACCAGAUUAUGAAGAAAAUUGGCGUUGGCGAUUUACAUGGGAACAAUUAACACAAAAAGAUAAAGAUAAACUUCAAUCAUUGACACAAAUCUGUGGACGGUAUAUUAUACCAGAAGAACCAGAAGAAGAAACAUUAGAAGAACUGUUACAAAAACCACCAGGAAGACCAAUAGAAGAACCAAAUGCAUAA
Rotaria sordida is the source of this 1545-nucleotide messenger RNA. Lineage: Eukaryota; Metazoa; Rotifera; Eurotatoria; Philodinida; Philodinidae. The record is from the annotation of a GenBank genome assembly.